AACGCAUUCAUUUCUCUCUUUGUCGUCUUCGAAAACCAUCAAAAGCAGGUGCACCCCCCUAACCUUAACCUUUACUUCACCUGCCCCAUUACCCCCAUCCCUUCUCUUCCCACCAAAACCCAACUCUCUCAAUUCCGUUACCGUUAUCUUCUCACUCCCAUUUAUUUAUUCUCCUUCUCUUUCUCCCCUUUUCCUCCUCCUCUAUCAAGCGCCUCACUUUCUGCCACCGCCACACACCUCCCACAAAACCCUCUUUCCCUUUCUUUUUCUUUUUCUCACCGAUGAAGCGUCCACUUCCAUCCGCCACCGCCCACCACGACGAGACCAAGAUGAAGAAGGCCAAGGCCGUGUUGGUGGAGGAUGAAGAGGAGGAGGUGGAGCGCGUGGAGGGGUUGGGGCGUUUCGACGACAACCUGCUGUUCGAAGUUCUGAAGCACGUGGACGCGCGUACGCUGGCGAUGGCGGGGUGUGUGAACAAACAGUGGCACAAGACCGCGCAGGAUGAGAGGCUGUGGGAACUGAUCUGCACGAAGCAGUGGGCAAACACUGGAUGUGGGGAACAACAGCUACGAUCGGUGGUCCUUGCCCUCGGCGGCUUCCGUCGCCUUCACGCGCUUUAUCUCUUUCCUCUCUCCAAGCCUCAAACAUCUUCUUCAUCUUCAUCAUCCUCAUCAUCAUCUCCCUGGGGUCCCACCAUCCCCCAGGUCAUUCGAGCGAAGCCCCUUCGUUUGGGGAAGGACGAGGUUCACCUCUCUCUUUCGCUUCUCUCCAUUCGCUACUACGAGAAGAUGAAUUUCAAUAACCGGACCAGAUGAUUCCUUAUUAUUCCACUAUCCAUGAUCCAUAAUCCGUAAUCCAUUCGAUGUGUUACCUUUUUCUAAACCUAAUUUCGGCUUUCGACCCUUUUUUUUUCUUCUUUUUAUUUGGUGCGAUUUUUAGAUUUCAGUUGCCAGAUCUGCUUUUAAUUCAGGCAAUUAGUCUAAGGUGGAUGUGUUUUGUAACCUGUAUGUAUGUACUUUGAUUUGAUUAAUAAUAUAAUAUAUAUGAAUAUUGGAAUGUAUUUGUAUC
Molecule: messenger RNA, 1068 nt
Organism: Vigna unguiculata (cowpea)
Lineage: Eukaryota; Viridiplantae; Streptophyta; Magnoliopsida; Fabales; Fabaceae
Gene: SLY1
Product: F-box family protein
Biological process (GO): regulation of gibberellic acid mediated signaling pathway; gibberellic acid mediated signaling pathway
Cellular component (GO): SCF ubiquitin ligase complex
Molecular function (GO): protein binding
Source: RefSeq, a predicted model, not a curated record